AUGGGGGAACCAACAUCGACCUUUCCAAGCCAGCCUCUUCUGGGGAAGCUCAGAAGAAGUCUGAUGCCCCAGAUGUUGGAGAAGAAAAGAAAAGUCCAUUUAGCCAGAGCCAAGUGGAGACAACGGGACAGAGCUGCGUUUCCAAUGAGGCUGACCAGCUGCAUUUUCAAGAGCCCGGUCACAAGGGUUACCUCCCAUCCUGGCAAUGUAGUCAAGUGCAGGAAGUGGGAGGAGACCUUGGAGAAACCCCAGCAAGUCUGUGCAUACAGGAGACUGCAGGGACUCCAGGCCUGCAGCCCUGAAGGAGAACCUUUCAGCACUUUGGAGAGCUCCUCAAGUAUCUUAGAAAUAAUCGCAGCGGGUGUGGCAGGUGAAUCCCUGGGUGACGCUGGCGCAGGGUCUCUGCCCACCAGCCCUGAGCCCAUCACUGUCCAGUCUUCAGAUGGGUCAGAGACGGUCCCAGGAUUGGAUCUUUUCCUCCCGCAGCCCCUGUGCCGACAACCAGUCACAUAUGCAGAUAUUCGCCGACAGUCUCGGAAAGUGAAGAAAGCAAGGGAGAGACUGGCUGUGGCCUUGAGGGCAGACAGGCUCGCCAGGGAGAUGGAGAGAGCCAGGAGCCCAAAAGAAGGUCCUGAGAACUAG
Camelus dromedarius (Arabian camel) is the source of this 642-nucleotide messenger RNA. RefSeq names its product methyl-CpG-binding domain protein 3-like 2B. The transcript is spliced from 2 exons. The record is from RefSeq and is a predicted model, not a curated record. Bases 1 to 642 code for a protein of 213 amino acids. Lineage: Eukaryota; Metazoa; Chordata; Mammalia; Artiodactyla; Camelidae.